AUGAAAGUACUUACUGACAAAGAGAAGGACGAGCAUUAUCGCUAUGUACUCAAACAUGGACUGCGAGGUGGUGUGAUAGGUCUUGCAGCUGGUAUGGGCCUUUCUCUUUUAGGAUCACGGUUCAUUCCGUCAUAUAGGAAUCUCAGACUUCCGCUCAAGGCAUUUCUUAUCUCGUCAGUGGCAUCCGGCACUUGUAUGGUGGUAGCAGAAAAGGCAUCACUCGAAUUCGACAGAGAAUUGUAUGGAUCGCCUAAAGUCCUCGAAAAAGUUUCUCACGAGAGUAAGCUUGAGAAUGUAAGAGGUUUCAUGAUUGACAAUAAAUGGGGUGUUCUUUUUGGAAUAUGGGCCCUUGGUAUGGCUGGCUCAAUGGGAUUAAUAUGGCGUAAUAGAUACGUAACCCUCUCCCAGAAAUUAGUGCAGGCUCGUAUGUACGCACAAGCAAUAACUAUUGCUGCUAUUCUGGGAUCAGCAAGUUUAUCAAUGACAGAAUCAUCACAUAAGAGUAAAUUUAUAAAUAAAUCUGAUGAAUGGAUCUUGGUAACUGAAAAAGAGAGCCAAGAUAACUAA
Messenger RNA from Paraglomus brasilianum, 567 nucleotides. The record is from the annotation of a GenBank genome assembly. Lineage: Eukaryota; Fungi; Glomeromycota; Glomeromycetes; Paraglomerales; Paraglomeraceae.